AUGGGAACCGCUGGAGUAGCAAAUGCGAUUCUGCUUUUGGCCAUCUGUACAGCUCUAGCAUUGAUUACCGUAUUUUCAGCUAUCGGGAUUCUCGAACGAUGCCAGAUUCAGAGCGGUGGCAUCUACUUUCUUGUCUCGCAUGUGCUCGGUGGACGAAUAGGUGGAGCUGUAGGAUUGAUGUAUGCUCUCGGUCAGGCAGUGGCUACUGGACUCGUUGCCGUUGGUUUCGCCGAAUCUGUCGCACAUCUAUUCGACUCUGAAAGCCGAGUAUUUACCAAAGUAAUUGCUAUUGCUACACUAGCUGUGCUUACUGUUCAUGGUAUCUCAAGAUUCUCAUAUGCUCGUCUGCGUGAGAAUGCGGAUCCAAUGUAUGCAACUGUAAAUUGUACACCCAUUGGGUUUGACCGUAUCAUACCAGAUCAGUCAUUCUUCACAGUGUUUGGAGUUUUCUUUGCCAACUUCCUUGGCGUAUUAGCAGGUGUUAACAUGAGCGGAGAUUUGAAGGAUCCUCACAAAAGCAUUCCACUUGGGGAGCUGUCAGCAGUUGGUGUAAGGUGGGUUGCUGAAUCAAGGGCAAAGAAGUAA
Strongylus vulgaris is the source of this 585-nucleotide messenger RNA. The record is from the annotation of a GenBank genome assembly. Lineage: Eukaryota; Metazoa; Nematoda; Chromadorea; Rhabditida; Strongylidae.